Molecule: messenger RNA, 1623 nt
Organism: Dermacentor silvarum
Lineage: Eukaryota; Metazoa; Arthropoda; Arachnida; Ixodida; Ixodidae
Product: aminopeptidase Q
Exons: 10
Coding region: 1-1623 (540 amino acids)
Biological process (GO): proteolysis; peptide catabolic process
Cellular component (GO): cytoplasm
Molecular function (GO): peptide binding; metalloaminopeptidase activity; zinc ion binding
Source: RefSeq, a predicted model, not a curated record
AUGUACCGAAUGAAGAUAAAGGUCCAGACGCAUCCGCUUAACACGCGUGUCACCCGAUUGCUUCUGGCGGCGACCUCCCUGUUUACGACUGUCAUCGUUGGCUUCAAGCUGUACCGCAUAGCGUUCCCGCACGGUGAGAUCAAGGAACGAGAGCUGUCCGGAUGGUUCGAGCAGGACCCCUUCGUACCUGACAGGCUUCCAAAUGACCUCGUGCCCGACAUGUACACCCUCUCGAUCAACGCCACCAACGUCACUUUCAGCGGGAACAUCACCAUCAAGGUCAUCUGUAAGAGAAACACCUCGUACCUCCUGCUGCACGCGGCUCCCAGCCUGCAAAUCUCGUCUGUCCAAGUCGAGGAUCGCACGGAGCCAAACUUCACGGUGAAGGUGUUCGACCGCCUACGCAGCAACGACAUGCUCAUCGUCAAGACUACGGGCAGGCAGUUCAUACCAGCGCGAACUUACAUGGUGGCGAUAUCCUUCGAGGGAAAGACGCUGCGCUAUCCCGAACAUAAAACUGGUCUGGUGUGGCUACAGCAACCUGGCGGUUACGAGAGCAUCAUGUUCCUCAACGAAGGUCGGGCCGCGCGCCGAGUGUUUCCCUCGUUCAACAGGCACAGCUCCCGCGCCGGCUUUAAACUGGACGGCCUCGUGCGGCGUGGCAUGGUGCUAUGCAGCAGCCAGCGUCCCAUCAAAGACCAGGACGACGAGCUGGUCGAAGACCGCGGCGGCCCGAGGGACGUGUUCCGCGUGCGCUUCCGAACCAUCGACGCCAUCACGAGCGACCGGCUCAGCUGGUUCCAGACCAACCUCGCCAACAGCGCCCUGGGCUCGGACGUCGUCAUGUGGAACACCGAGGAACGCCUGAGUUUGAUGACCGAGCCGCUGAAAGUUUUCGAGACGUCGCUGGCAGCAGUGACCCGCCGCUACCCGUCUCUGACAAUCCCCAAGCGCAUUCACGUGGUGCACCUGCCGGACUUCAACCAGACAAUGAUUUGCUGGGGCAUUAUCUACUCGUCGCGCUUCGAAGCCAACACUGAACACCUGGAAGAACGCCUUAAGCUAGCGUGGAGGCUUCGGUUCCAGUUCCAGGUCGCCACUAUCCUGGCCAGUUUCACCUUCGGCCACACCGUCACACCCCGCUGGGCCAAUGACGUGUGGUUCUUCGCAGGCUUGUCAGCGGCGGUAGCGUACGACUCCAUGGAGGUUCAAGAGUCGUUCGGGCAACACAAGGCUUGGCUUGUCAGCUACCGUCACCGAUCCUUCAAUUCCUGGGAUGCGAUGAACAAGCUGACUCCGGACACGUUCGACUCCUCCGGAGGCAGGGACCCUGCAAUGCUCUCCAGGGCUUUCCUGCUUUUCCUGCUCUACAAGGAUUGCCUCCUCGGAAGGAAGAAGUUCGUAGAGCAGGUUCGUGACUUCAUCAGCCAGUACAAGUUCACGACGACAAAUUCGGAUAGCGCCGUCGACAUCCUGACGGGCAAGUCCACGUACCAAAAAAACUAUUUCGGCACCUGGGCCAACAAGCCGAGUCACCCGGUGGUCAUUGUGCAGGCGGCGCCAGGUGACCGCCUCUGCGGACGUGAGGGACCUAUCCGGGAGUGGAUAUUUCCGGCGUCCUAA